CUCUCAUCCCCCGGCCGGGUGUGAUGGAGCUGGAGGAGGUGUUCGUGCAGCUCCGCGGGGAGGUGGCCAGGCUGCGGGAGCUGUGCUCGGAGCAGGGGAGGCUCCUCCGGCGGCUGCGGGCCAGGAAGGGGCCGGUGCUGGACAUCCCGGUGUCRCUGCCCAUCCAGUGCACGGAGGACGCGGUGACGGGGGAAGGACAAAGGUCACCUGAGAGCCACCAAAGCCACCACGGGGCUCUGACAUCCCCAAACCCCAGCCUGGAAGGUUCCGCUCAUCCCAUGGAACAGCCCCAGGAUCCCAGCAGGCUCUCCCCGAACCCCGGGAAUGCUCCCACGGGGGUGGAGAAGGGCGAUGUCCCCGCCUGGAUGAAACCCUGGAUCCUCCCCGAGCCCCAGGAAGGAGGGAGAGCUCCCCACAGCCACCAGGAGCUGGAGAUCCCAAACCCAGGGGCUGGGGGCUCCUUCCCAAAMCUUCUGGAUCUCUAUGAAACCCCAGAAGAUGCUCCCAGGGAAGGGGCUCUCCCUGCAGAGGCUCCCGUGGAGAUCCGAGGGCCUGUGAAGACAUCCUGGACCCCGGGCUGGGCGCUGGAGGAUGGAGCACUCGGGAGCAGCGAGGCUGCGCCGGCCUGCAAGCUGUGCCGGGAGAUUUUCCCCGCGGAGGCAGCGGGACACACGGAAUAUCUGACCCAUGUGCUGGCCCAUCUGGAGUAGGAAUUGUGUUAAGUCAAUGGGAAAUCCAUGGAUUUGAGCUUGACACAUCGGAUGGACCCUGGACAUUCCUACUGGAUGCCUUGAAGGAUGCAGUGGGACAUGCGGGAUGUCUGCCCCAUGUCCUGGCCCAUCUGGAGUAGGACUCAACCAGAUGGGAAAUCCAUGGAUUUGCAGCUCAGCUCAUGGGAUGGACUCUGAACUUCCACAGUUGGACUCGAUGGAUGGACGGAAUGGGACACAGGCGAUACCUGACCCAUAUCCUGGCCCAUCUGGAGUAGGAAUUAUGUUAAUUCAAUGGGAAAUCCAUGGAUUUAUGCCUCGACCCACAGGACAGAGCCUGCGCAUUCUCCAGCUGGACUCAAUGGAUGGACGGAGUGGGACACUCAGAAUAUCUGACCCAUGCUCUGCCCCAUCUGGAGUAGGACUCAUCUUUGCGAUGGGAAAUCCAUGGAUUUGCAUCUCAACCCUUGGGACAGACUCUGGAUAUUUCCACUCGAUGGCCUCAAAGGAUGCAGUGGGACAAGCGGGAUAUCUGACCCAUGUCAUGGCCCAUCUGGAGUAGGACUCAACCAGAUGGGAAAUGAGAAAUGGAUUUGCACCUCAACUCAUGGGGUGGACCUUGGACAUUCCCCAGCUGGUCUUGAUGGAUGGACAGAGCAGGAGUCAUGGAAUAUCUGACCCAUGCUCUGCC
Molecule: messenger RNA, 1401 nt
Organism: Malurus melanocephalus (red-backed fairy wren)
Lineage: Eukaryota; Metazoa; Chordata; Aves; Passeriformes; Maluridae
Exons: 3
Coding region: 24-710 (228 amino acids)
Biological process (GO): canonical NF-kappaB signal transduction
Source: RefSeq, a predicted model, not a curated record